CCCUCCUGCAGGAGUCGCUGUGAGCGCCCCUGGGGACAGCAGCAUGGACGUCGACCCCAAGUACCGCCAGGCCUCCCUGUACGUGGGCGACCUCCCUGCAGAUGUGACCGAGAACAUGCUGUUCCUCAAGUUCAGCACGGCGGGGACCGUGCUGUCCAUCCGCAUCUGCAGGGACCUGGUCACCCAGCGCUCCCUGGGCUACGCGUACGUGAACUUCCUGCACGUGGCCGACGCGCAGAGGGCCCUGGACACCAUGAACUUCGACCUGAUCCAGGGCAAAGCCAUCCGGCUCAUGUGGUCCCAGCGUGACGCCUACCUAAGGAAAUCGGGCAUCGGGAACGUGUUCAUCAAGAACCUGGACCGGGCCAUCGAUAACAAAACGCUGUACGAGCAUUUCUCCGCCUUCGGGAAGAUCCUGAGCUCCAAGGUGAUGUGCGAUGACCAGGGCUCCAGGGGCUACGGGUUCGUGCACUUCCAGAGCCAGGCGGCGGCCGACCGCGCCAUCGCCGAGAUGAACGGGCGCCUGCUGGGCGCCUGCCGCCUGUUCGCCGGCCCCUUCAAGAACCGGCGCGCCCGCGAGGCGGAGCUGCAGAACCGCGCGGGCGAGUUCACCAACGUGUACAUCAAGAACUUCGGCGACGACGUGGACGACGAGGCGCUCAAGGGCAUCUUCAGCCAGUACGGCAAGAUCCUGAGCGUCAAGGUGAUGACCGACGCCAGCGGCAAGUCCAAGGGCUUCGGCUUCGUGAGCUUCGACACGCACGAGGCGGCCAGGCGCGUGGUGGAGACGAUGAACGGCCGCGAGCUGAGCGGGCACCCCAUCUUCGUAGGGCGCGCGCAGAAGAAAGCCGAGCGCCAGGCCGAGCUCAAGCAGCUGUUCGAGCAGCAGAAGCAGGAGAGGUUCCGGCGGCUCCGCGGCGUGAAGCUCUACAUCAAGAACCUCGACGAGACGGUCGACGAGGAGAAGCUGCGCAGGGAGUUCUCCGCCUUCGGGUCCAUCAGCAGGGUCAAGGUGAUGCAGGAGGAGGGGCGAAGCAAGGGGUUCGGCCUCAUCUGCUUCUGCGCCCCGGAGGAGGCCAGCAGGGCCAUGGCCGAGAUGAACGGCCGCACCCUGGGCUCCAAGCCGCUCAGCAUCGCGCUGGCGCAGCGGCCCUAG
Miniopterus natalensis is the source of this 1156-nucleotide messenger RNA. It is a transcript of the gene PABPC4L, whose product is annotated as poly(A) binding protein cytoplasmic 4 like. Lineage: Eukaryota; Metazoa; Chordata; Mammalia; Chiroptera; Miniopteridae. The record is from RefSeq and is a predicted model, not a curated record. Gene Ontology annotation, molecular function: RNA binding.